This is a messenger RNA of Daldinia caldariorum, 7371 nucleotides long. RefSeq lists its product as uncharacterized. The record is from RefSeq and is a predicted model, not a curated record. Lineage: Eukaryota; Fungi; Ascomycota; Sordariomycetes; Xylariales; Hypoxylaceae. Gene Ontology annotation, cellular component: cytoskeleton. The transcript is spliced from 3 exons. The coding region runs from base 1 to 7371 and encodes 2456 amino acids.
AUGCCUCCCCCCCUAAAGACGUAUUCUUCAAACCCGUCAACCCCUCCUCGUGCCUCUGCACAGGACGGCACUGGAGCUUGGCCAUCUCGUAAAUUUUCUCUGAGGUCGUCAUCCCCUGUCUCGAGUGCGUCGACUAUCGACGACGACGGUGAAUCGUCUCCGGUGCUCCCGCCGCUUCAAGCGCCGACUCUACCGGGCCGGGCAUCCGAAUAUCUUCGGACGCCACCACCUAAUCGCGGCACCGAAGACGAUAGAGAGUUUGUCACAGCUAGCUGGGGUUCGCCCUAUCCUCAAGCCGAUAGUGGCCACCUACGCCGGCUAAGCUUCAGCAGUGAGACUUCGGAAGAGUUUCCUCUGCAUCAACUAGAGAUCAAUACACCUUUCUUGCGUCCGGCUCCAUCGACUAUAGUAACUGAGCUAGACCGUCCCUCAACAUCUAUAUCCCGAACAGCAGCUGUACUUGCGAAUCGUGCUCGGCGCCCCCUGCGCGGCAUUACAGAAGAUUGGAUCCGCCAGCAUACCACUAAGGAUCUUUCUUCCGAACAUCGUAAUUGGCUUAGUGACGGGACUGACGAUAGUGAGCACUCUUCAUUGAGAAGCUCCGUUGUAAGCGAAGAAACGAGUUCUUUUGAGGAGGCAGAUCCGAGGACCCCACGAGCCGACCGGCGAGCUACUCUUCAUCCGUCUCGAGCUUCUAGUCAAGCAUCUCGGCAUUAUCCGCGACAGCGCUCUAGUAACGAAACUUUAAAACAGGCGGCUUUGAACCGGCGUGUCACUAGCGGAACCGCAAAUAUGGAUGCGCUUGAGGUGGGGAGACGCAAUCAAGAUGCUGUCAGCAUCAAUACCAUAGAUUCCCUGUCGGAAGCAAUACCGAGCGCGGAAACUCCCAGAAGCGAUCAGCCGAGCUGGAAUGGGUCAAAUUCGGUUGUGCCUACUACUCCGAUUAAAUCUAUCAAACCGGUCCUAGGACGCACACCGCGACCCAAGAAGAAAGUGCCUUGGAAGGGAAAGAAUAUAUUGGUUUGCCUACCAUGGGACGAAGAGCGAGGUCAGCCCGGAAAGGCGCCAGUGCCUCUAAGUGCUUCGGAUGUGAAAGCAAUGCUACGUUCUUGGGAAGAGUUAGGCUAUGACAUUCGUGGUUUUGACUUGGAAGGACGUCAUGCUCCUCUGGAUCCCCUUGAAAGUUAUUCCCAGAGUAGGGGCGAGUGGCCUGAUUCGGACGAUAUUGCCAAUGAACGUAUCCAUCACGAGUAUCAAGUAACGCUGCCAGAUUUGAAUGCAUGGCGAAAUUAUGUUGAUGAGCUAAAUGAGGCCAAGCUUAGGGCGCUUGGCGUAUCGUCUGGCGACGACGAGCCUGUACCUCAGCCGUCUAUCUCUCCGUCCGCGUCAAAUAUGAGCCGCCAGGCAUCAAACCAGUUCCAUCAGUUGCCGUUUUCGCCUCCCAUUCCGACGUCUUCGGUCGCAAGUAAUGGGCAGCAACCGUUCCCUUUUGUACCCCCGUUCCUAUCCGGUCCUGGAUCGUCCGUGCAGAGCCCGGGUAUCGUAUCGGUUUCUUCUCCGGCUUCAUUCAACGGCCCAUCAUUGCCGGGCAAGUUUAACCCUCGCGCUUCGAUUUCAAUCUCACCGCACGAGCUUCCCUUCCAUUUCUCCAAUCCAUCUUCACCUCAUCCUUGGUCUCCACAAAUGUUAUUGCAACAACAACUUGGUCGUAGUGGCUCGCCGUCUGUUCUUAAUUUGAACUCUGUUAUGUCCCCUAAUUCGCCUUUCCUGCGUGACGGUAUAUCCUCGCCAAUUGGUGGUAUCCACUCGAGGCAUCAAUCCUUGCAAUAUCCCAUUCUUCCUCACCAGUAUCUGCACAGGCAAGAAUCGGCCAGAGCAUCGCCUCGAUUGCAAGAUUUGCGGGAAGAGGAAGAGGAGACUCAGAGCAAUCCUUACGAGGGCAAGAGCCCAUCGAAAACUCCAGAGCCUACUCGGUUUAUACGUCACAAUGCUAGUGCCAGUCUCCAAAAAGAGAUUGACGAUGCCGAGUAUCACUUAGAAGAACAAUUCCGCUCUCAACUUGAGCAUGAGGAUUACAGCCCCCAUAAUGAAUAUGAAAAGAUGAAAGAAAAUCGCCUAGCAGAAGCUGAAGUAGCUCCCGCUUCACAUAUGAGAGGGCCGUCUGUCCAUUUUGGCAACUUUGGAAAUGAUUCUGAUGAAGGACCGAAGCUUCACCACCCGCAACCACAUAGCCGCGGUCAUUCUCUCUCUCAAGCUCCGUACUAUGACGAGACACGGGAUAGUACUGACGAAGGGAGCUUUCAGAAGCAUCGGCCAGCUGCCCUUGAUCUGCAAAACGGCAGUAAUUCGUACGAAACUGAGACGAACCCAAGCAACCUGGGUGCCCCUAUCCAAUCUUUUGAUUUGGCAAACCAGUUUCACGAACGGUCAUUUUCGACAAUGAGCAAUCCUUGGGCAGAUGUUGAACGACCUGCUGAUAGUAAAGCUUCUUCGCGUCGCCUGAGUCAUGCUAGUAAACCAUCGCUGUCCAAGUUAAACGCUGGAGCAGCCGAAUUCAAGUUUAAUCCUACAAGUAGCUUCACCCCUGGUCAAUUUGUCUUCGGCAAUAACAACGCUCAGCCGAAUAGUUCCCAACCGACGACGUUUAGAGCUGGCGCGCCCUCCUUCACACCGAAAAUCCACUCUGCGACCUCCAGCCAUUUUAGCGUUCCUUCAACGUCAUCGUCAAAGGGCAAAAUUAAUGCAGCUGCUCCGGCAUUUUCUCCUCGCAAGAGCGAGUUCAGUUUCUCUGCAUCCGGACCCAAAUUCAAUCCUGAUGCUCCUGCUUUCCAGCCAUUGAAAUCCUUUGCUUCGUCGGUAACCAGCGCCGGAGCUUCUGGCAAUGAAAGCGCUGAAAACCGCCCAGGUAGCAUAUUUGGUAACAUUGACUUGAAGCUCUCUGAGGCUGCCAAUCCUGUCAAGAAGUCAAAGGCCGUUCCCAUCGUCCAACCGUCCAGUCAAGAUUCAGCUGCCCCUGCUAUGGGAAGUCGGGAUGAUCAAAAGACCGAUGCCAAUCCGAGCAAAAAGCAAUUUAGGGAGAGCAAUGACGAUGGUGAUAACGUCCCAUUAUUUGCUAAACCUACACCGGAGCCAGAAUUGCUACCACGGGUGCAGCCCAGCCCAACUCCUUCGGAGGCUGCUAACUCUGAAAAGGAUAGCACUAUUGUAAACUUCCACUCUAACAACAGAGUCGCAGAAGAGGAAAUAUCUCACGCAGCUGACAUGACGUUGGCAUCUACAAUCCUUUCCGAAUCUACUGAUGGGAAAUUGCAGUCCGAGUCGAAUGGCACGAAGGCAACUACUAGUCCAUCAACGACUUCUCCUGACAAUGACAAGGCCAACUGGAAACCUUAUGAGUUCAAGAAUGAUACAGAGAUCCAGGACUUCAAUAAUGCUAGACCGUUUGGUGAUGAGGAGCCCUCAUUUAAGAAGGAACACAAGAAGAGCCUUUCCGCCACGGCUAAGCCUUUUGUGCCUGGAGACUUCACUUUUGGUGCCGCAACUGAUUCUGCGCCUGCUCCGUCUGAUCCUAUUCUCAAGUCUCAGCCAGCUCAGAUGGCCAAGCCUGAAGAGGAGUCUGGCGAUGAUCGUGCUGGGUCUCCAACUCCCGGGCCAGAUUCUAAGCCUGUCGCCGAGCCUGAACCUGAACCGAUCGGGGUACAACAAACACCUGCAGAACGAACUGCUCCAUUCAACAAGGGUCUCGGUUCUUCGCGAUUUGCCUCGCCACCGCCUGCUCCAAGGGGAUUGGGUGCGUCAAGAUUUGCAACUUCUCCCUCCCCACAACCGAAAUCGGCUGGUUUAUCCGCUUCCCGGUUUGCUGCUACCCCUUCUCCAGUGUCCGAAGACAAGUCUUCGCAGCUUCCCGAAGAAAGCAUCGAUGAACAAGCUAGCGAGGUAUCGGAAUUGCAUAGCUUUGAGCCUCUGCCUGUUAGCCCGCCAUCGGAGCCUAUUGAAUCACGAGAUGAUACAACUCAUGAGCCUACGUUUGAAGAAAUUGACGCAGUUAUCCAACACCUCAACAAGAACGACCCGACUAUGGGAGUUAAGAGAACCAUAGGGUCUCCUCAAUGGUGUCCUAGCCCUGUGCCUGACGUUCCGGCUACUACUGUUACGAAUUCGCCACCUGUGCGUUUGCCACCUCAAGUUCCGUUCCGAUGCGAUGCCCCAAGCCCAAGCCCAUCUCGACAGUACCUUCCUUUGCCUAAGCAGGGUGUCAGUCCAAGGCCUUCCACCGAGCUUGAAGAUCCUUUCGUUGAUCCUCCAUUAAGCGGCGUUUCGCACUCGUUUGAUGGACCGGUACACCGACUUAAUAUUGGAGAGAGUUUACCCGAGAGCGAAUGGGAUGACGCCUUUAGUGCUAGUGAACAAGAGAAGCUGGGACAGCGUGUUCAGUACUUUGAUGGUCAUGUUAACGAUCUGGUUGGUGCUGUCCUUGCUUCCAGACUCGACCCUCUUGAGAAGACACUCGGUGGUAUUCAACAUGUCUUGGACUCCUUGGUUCGUAGAGCGCCAUCUAGCCGACGUGAUAGACGCAGUAUUUCUGCCGAAGUCCAAGAGAGCGAUGCGGAUGAUGAAGAUGACGAGACACCUGUACGCCGGUCAAUGAGUCCCAGAAGAGACAAGAGACUAGAACAAAUUCGGAUUGCUGUUAUAGACGCUCUGAAUCAACAGCAGUCAAUGCGUGGGCUUCAGACUACACAACCUGAACCUGUUGUCCAGGGUCCUAAUAAGGAUGAUUUGGAAGUUGUAAAGGCGUUGCAACAAAUGAAAGAGGAACUCAGUCAAACCCUACGGGUGGAUUUCCGUAGCGAAGAUCUCCGGUCCAUUGUGGAAGAGGUAAUGGAGCGCCGUAUGCCUCCAACCCCUCAACCGGCAAUCAAACACGAUGAGGUAGCAAACGCGAUGUUCACUGAGUUGCAAUCGAGGAUACUGGAGCUUGAGCAGCGCCUACAUACUGAGACGAGUAGAACCGAGAGCGAGCAUUCUAGAGUUCUUGAACUUGAAGAACGAUUGCGAGCCGAAGAAGCUAGAGGUGAGAAUGAGACGACAAUUAGACGCGGCGCAGAAGACCGUGCCGCUGAGCUUCGGCGACGGCUAGAACAAGCAGAGACGAAGGUGGAGGUCGAAAUAAUGAACCGCAGUAUUUUCGACCAGAGAAUCCAUGACCUGGAAGAGCGACUCAGGUUUGCAGAACACAAGACAGAGAACGAAAUAGCAGGUCGCAGGGACACUGAAGAUAGGCUUUCGGAGAUUCAACGACUCCUUCGCAUCUCUUCCGAGGAGGAGGAUCGUCUACGAGCCGUGCUUGAAGAGCGUGAACAAAGGAUCAAAGGCAUGGAGCAAUCGUUCAGCAAAGCCUCUAUGCGCAUUUCCCUCCUCGAAGCAGCGCAGACGGCUGCUGACCAGACUCAAGCGGAGCUCAAGAAUCGCCUUAACAUUUCGGAAGCUGAGCUCCGCGAGGCUCGACAAGAGACACGUCAUUGGCGUACUGAAGCCGAACAUGCAAGGGAGACUGCCCAUCGACAGACGGAUGACCUCAUGGAGGCCGUUAAUGAGAACAGACACAUGCAUAAGCUUAUCGAUACACUCAGCGUCCAGCUCAAAGAAAACGAGCGAAUUCGAGAUAGCUGGCGGGCUAAGUUCCAGUCUUUGCAGGAUGAUAUGGCCCAUGCAGCUCGCGAAAUCACGGAAGAGAAUGCCCGACGCCAGAAGAGAGAGCAAGCUCUCAUCGCGCGGCAGGAAGUACUUGAUGCCAGGCUGCAAGCUGAAGCACGGACUCGGGAGCGCCUCGAGGCCGAAAUUGAAAGAUUGGAGAAUGGUGAGCGGGCUGGCCUAAGGGCUGUUAGCGAAUGCAAACGACUCGAGGUAUUGCUAUCCGAACUCCGUGACGACAAUCAUAAUCUCCAGCAAAAUGUUCUACGGUAUCAGAGGGAAAUCCACGAAGCGAGAGAAUCGGCGGCUGCUGAAGUUCAGCGUACGCAGACUUCUUUGCAAGCCGAACUGGAAGCCGCCAACAACGAAGUUAACGUGGUGCGCGAGGAACUUGAAGAAGACAUUAAUAAACUAAGAGCCCAGCUAGAUCAAAUCAGAAUGGAUGCGGACACUGCGAAAGCGCAUCAUGAGAUGAUGCUCGAGGAAGCCCAAACAACCAAGCAGACCGAACUCGAAGAUGCCGAGAAAAAGAGGCGUGCUGAACUUAACGAGCUUAUUAAGAAACACCAAAAUGAGAUCGAAGAUCUUCAAGCCCGAUACGAGCGACAGAUCAACAACGCUACUGAGGACGCACAGCGCACAGAACAGACCCUCUUGGAACGACUCAGCCUAUCGACUUCUAAGACUGAACAUCUGCAAGACCGUGUCGCUCAUCUAGAGGACAAGUUGCUAAUCGCUCAGGAAGCUGCCAGAGCGGCAGCACAAGCAGCACAAGCCUCCAAGUCUGUUAGUGCGCCUGGACCUGUUGCCCAAACGAAACAGCUGGCAGAGGCUAUGCAACUCCCCGAGAAGGUAUCCCCGCAGGCUCUCCGUGAAUCUAUCAUGGUCCUACAGGAACAGUUGCAGGCCCGUGAGCAGCGGAUUGAAGAGCUCGAACAAACGGUUGAUAAGCUUGACCCUGAUGCUGCUUCUAAGAUUUCCAAGCGAGACGACGAGAUUACGUGGUUACGUGAACUUCUGGCUGUGAGACAUGGAGAUCUCCAAGACAUUAUCAAUGCGCUAUCCGCAGACCACUUGGACAGAGAAAGCGUUAAAGACGCGGCUAUACGCCUCAAGGCAAAUCUUCAAAUGGAAGAACAAGAGCGAGAGCGUGCUAUGAAUGGCGGCUCGGCUAUCAGCUUUCCCAAUAUUGCCGCUACAAUUAGGGGCGCGGCAACUCCUCGAGUAGCACAAGCUGUUGGACCUCUGGCUGCCGCUUGGGGAAGUUGGCGAAAGUCGAACCAACCUGCACUUAACAGCCUCUCCAAUGUUUUGUCUUCAUCCCCGGCACCAGCAAGAAACUCCACGCCUUCGAAAUCGAAUGUCACAUCCCAGAAUAACUAUCACUCUGGUCUCAUGACUCCUCCGGCUUCUAGUAUUAGAAACACCCCGCCGGUACAGCAGAACCAGGUACAACCUACCGCAUUUGGUACUACCGGUCGUCGUUUUACCGCUGAACAAUUUGCCGCCAGAUCUCAAGGACAGUCAGCACGGCAAGCCGAGAAGAUGCCUAGGAUAAAUACUCCUCCCCAACAGGAGCGUCGCCAGCCCAUAACUCCUCCAAUGAUGCGAUCUGGCGCAUACGAUUCAGACGCGCAAGUGGAAGAGUUUGACGAUGCUUCCUUCUUCAAUGAUUGA